AGAAAAAAGCAGUCUUCUUUUCUUGGUUGAUUAUCAUUCUACUUCCACACAAAGGUGCAAUAAUGGGUGCCAUGAAAAAUAACUUGAUACUUGUAUUCUUGGUGUUGUUGUCCCUAUUUAGUUUUAAUUUAGGCCUUCCUACUCAAUACUCCAUUUUGGGUUAUGAUCCUGAUGAAAUAGUCUCAGAUGAAGGAAUUGCUUUACUCUUUGAGCGAUGGAUGGAGAAGCAUGGCAAGGCUUAUGCAAGCCUAGAAGAAAAGGAUAGGCGAUUCAAGAUAUUUCAAAGUAAGCUAGCUUACAUAAUCGAUUGGAACUCCAAGCGAGGGCCAUCAGAUCAUAUAUUGGGACUCACCCAGUUUUCCGAUAUGAGUUUUGAAGAGUUUAGUGAGAUUUAUCUCUCAAAAAUGAAUACUACACAACUCAUGUCGGUUGAAGGAAUUGAAAAGAGGGUUAAGGGUUCAUGCACUCCUCCCUCAACAUUUGAUUGGAGAACUCAGGGAGCUGUAACCGGGGUUAAAAAUCAAGGAACUUGCGGAAGCUGCUGGGCAUUCUCAGCAACAGGCGCAAUGGAAGGAAUAAACUAUAUUGUCACCAAAAACCUUAAAAGUCUCUCAGAACAACAACUAUUGGAUUGUGAUCCCAACGGUAGUUGUCGAGGAAGUUGGCCAUAUAAGGCUUUCCAAUGGGUCAUCAAUAAUGGGGGUAUAACUAGUGACGCCAAUUAUCCUUACAUUGGACAAAAAGGGAUUUGCAAAAACAAUAUGGUAAAAGUAGCAACAAUUAAUGGAUAUAAAUGGGUUGCUCAAGAUGAAAACUCCAUUCUUUGUGCAGUUUUUCAACAACCUCUUAGUGCAGCGAUGCUAGCUACACAAGAUUUUAGUGAUUACAAGGGAGGGAUCUACAGAGGACUAAGCUGCCCAACAAACGAUCCAUCAAACGUCAAUCAUGCAGUUUUGAUCGUGGGUUUUGGGACCUCACCUACUGGCACUGAUUAUUGGAUAAUUAAGAACUCAUAUGGAGUUAACUGGGGCAUUUCAGGAUAUAUGCUAAUGGAAAGAAACCAUAAUUUACCAUAUGGAGUGUGCAACAUCAAUCGAUAUAUUCACUAUCCCACCAAAAAUUAGAUUUUGUCUUUCACAUCCAUCCCGACUGAAUUGCUCAUGCCUUUGCUGCAGGAAUAUAUGUGCAGAUCCGAUGAGAGUAACUGCAAUAAAUAAAAGAAGCUUCCAAACCACUUCAUCACAUAGCAGUUCAGCGAGGAUGUUUGUGUUCAUAAAACUGAUGAAAGGCUUGUUGAAGUUGAUGUGUAGAAAAUAAAUAUGUGUGGAAGCACUAUUUGAUAAAUCAAUAAAUAUCCUAAUGUUAGUAGUCUUCUUGUUUC
Nelumbo nucifera (sacred lotus) is the source of this 1381-nucleotide messenger RNA. NCBI's taxonomy places the organism in Eukaryota, Viridiplantae, Streptophyta, Magnoliopsida, Proteales, Nelumbonaceae. The record is from RefSeq and is a predicted model, not a curated record.